AUAGAGGUUCUAGAAUACACUGGAGGUUACUGAGAGACAAAUGUUGUUUGUUUCAGCGAGAUAGAAAGAGGAGAUCAGGCAAUUAUUUCACCUGAAGGAAUUCAUUUUUGUCGGAGAAGAAGAAAGAGAUGUCAAUUUACGGGUGGAAAAGCAGCUUCUACGAUGAGGAUGAAGAAGAUCGCCCUGAAAAACCACGAACAUAUGGAGUCACAGAGAUGAGAGGACCUCAUUAUAGCUUUUUCACCCAAAAUGCCCUUCAGGAUAUCUUGGAGUAUGAAGGACAUUUCGUGGAUGGUUUGAAAUUCUGUGGUGGUUCACAUAGCAUGAUGACAAAGGGUUUUAUCAAACAAAUCACAGAAAUGGCUCAUAAGCAUAAUGUCUAUGUGAGUACUGGUGAUUGGGCUGAACAUUUACUUCGUCAAGGGCCAUCAGCUUUCAAGGACUAUGUGCAGGAUUGUAAGGAACUUGGGUUCGACACUAUUGAACUUAAUGUGGAUUCACUUAAAGUUCCUGAAGAAGCUCUAUUGAGAUUUGUUCGCUUGAUUAAAGGUUGUGGGCUCAAAGCUAAACCUCAGUUCACUGUGAAAUUUAACAAGUCAGACUUACCGGUUGACGGUGACAGGGCUUUUGGGGCAUAUAUUUUUCCUGUUCCACGAACAUCUGAAAUAGUUGAGGACACGAACUUGUUAAUCAGAAGGGCCGAGAGAUGCUUGGAAGCAGGAGCUGACAUGAUCAUGAUUGAUGCUGACGAUGUGUGCAAAUAUGCUGAUUCUUUGAGGGCAGACAUUGUUGCUAAAAUUGUAAGUCGUCUCGGACUUGAGAAAACCAUGUUCGAGGCAUCAAAUUCCAAGAUCUCAGAGUGGUUUGUCAAACGUUAUGGACCUAGGGUGAAUCUUUUCGUGGACCAUUCGCAGGUGAUGGAUCUCGAAUGCCUUCGUGGAGGUAGCCUGGGUAAAAAUCAACAAUCCCGUCUUGGUUCAUCGUAUUUUUUGCUCUGAAAUGGUAGCCUCCACAGGUGGUUUAGUUCAUUUUACAUCUACUGUAUUGUUUGUAGUGUGUAUGCCUAUUAUGUCAGUGAAAAGAUGUUCUUGUUCUUACUGGGUAAUUGGGCUGGUCAUGUUAUUCUUAAUUACUUAAUGUACUACUUCCCUGGCUAUGGGUAACGUUACUGGACCAUCCUUUUCUUCCUUGGAAACUGCGAAAUGGGUUUAAUGAAUGCUAUAUUAUUGUGUCAAGUAGAAACAAUGUGACACGGUUCGGAAAGCUUUUGACCGAGUUCUGUUUAUGCCAGUCAUCAGCCUGUGUUAAUUGAUUUACUUUUAUUUUGUGCA
Messenger RNA from Papaver somniferum (opium poppy), 1331 nucleotides. Its product is annotated as protein HEAT-STRESS-ASSOCIATED 32-like. NCBI's taxonomy places the organism in Eukaryota, Viridiplantae, Streptophyta, Magnoliopsida, Ranunculales, Papaveraceae. The transcript is spliced from 5 exons. Bases 129 to 998 code for a protein of 289 amino acids. The record is from RefSeq and is a predicted model, not a curated record.